AAAUAUAGAGCCAUCCAGCUUUUAUACAAUUAAUAAGGUAAAUAUAGCAAGGGUUUGAUCCCUGAAUUAUUCACGUCUUCUUGGGGAAUUCAUUCCAAUGGCUCGUCUGUUAUUAAUUUUUUCAGCGCUCACAGCUCUAGUCCUCCCCUCAUGCCCACAAGCUUCCACAUCCACCCCCACCUUCAAUCCAAAGCACAACAAUUUCACCGAUGGGCAAGCACUUCUCUCCUUCAAAUCCAUGGUAUCCGGCGAUCCAAGGAGAUCGCUGGCCUCGUGGAACGACUCUGUUCAUUUCUGCCGGUGGCUAGGGAUCACUUGCGGCGGACUCCGACAUCCUCAGAGGGUUGUGUCCUUGAACUUGAGCUCCCUCGAUCUGGCCGGUGUUAUUUCAACGGCCAUAACCAACCUCACAUUUCUCAGGGAGAUUGAUCUGUCGGACAAUCGUAUUAAUGGAAUCAUCCCACAAGAGAUUGGUCGCCUUCCCCGUUUGCAAUAUCUUGACCUGAGUAAGAAUUCUCUCGGAGGAGGUAUUCCUGCUUCACUCUCUCAGUGUUCAAGAUUGGAGGUACUUCUUCUGCGGGAUAACAAGGUCCAAGGUGAAAUUCCGGUCAGUCUCAGCAACUGCUCCAGCCUACAGGUCCUAAAUUUAAGAAACAAUAGCCUCACAGGACGUAUACCUUCUUCAUUAACAAGCCUUUCCUUGCUUUCUGUUCUAUCCAUGUCUGGAAACAAAUUAUAUGGUGGCAUCCCGCAUACCAUUGGAAACCUUACCUCUCUAACUCAACUCUUCCUGUACAAUAACAGCCUCAGUGGCAGCAUCCCAUCUAGCAUAGCUAACCUCACCGCUCUAACCGUACUUUCCUUGUUCAAUAACGAACUACUCACCGGCAGCAUCCCACCGAGCAUAGGGAACCUCAUUUCUCUUACUAGCCUUGAUCUUUAUAAUAACCAGUUAUCAGGAAGCAUACCACAUUCAAUCGGUAGGCUUUCUGAAUUAGAAGAACUUCUUUUGUCGUUAAACAACCUCUCUGGAGGCGUACCACCUUCACUGUGGAAUCUCUCCGCUCUUUCUUCUCUAGACAUGUCAUUGAAUUAUAACCUAUCUGGGUCACUCCCACCAAACAUAGGCCAAGCCCUUCCUCUGCUUGAAGGUUUUUACCUGGCCUUUAACCAAUUCCACGGACCUAUCCCAAUGUCAUUGUCCAAUGCAUCUCAUCUUGGAGUCAUUGAUCUUUCUGGAAAUAGCUUCAGUGGCAUAAUCCCUCCUAGCCUCGGACGUUUACGAGCUCUGCAAAAACUAAUUCUAUAUAGUAACCACUUAGAAACCAUGGCACCUGAUGGAUGGAAUUUCCUAACCGCUUUGACCAAUUGUACCCAGUUGGAGGGGUUGGCCCUAGGAGCAAAUAAUCUUAGUGGCAUGCUACCGAAUUCAAUCGCCAAUCUUUCCACCAAUCUUCAGCUUCUUGAUAUGUAUAAUAACUACAUCUCUGGAAAAAUAUCUUCUGAUAUCGGAAACCUCGUAAACCUUACGGUACUUAAUAUGGAUGAAAACUCGCUUUAUGGCUCCAUUCCUUCAAGCAUCGGGAAGCUUCGGAACUUGCAUCUACUGGAAUUGGAAAUUAACAAGCUAUCUGGAGAGAUACCAUCUACCAUCGGCAACCUUACUCAAUUGAAUGAACUUUAUCUAGAUUCCAAUGAACUGAGCGGGAAUAUACCAGCAAGUCUUGGAAAGUGCCAAAACCUAAUACGUCUAUACCUCGGAUAUAACAAACUUACGGGUAGUAUACCCAAAGAAGUUGUCUCCAUUUCUGGGCUCUCCAGAGGUUUAAGCUUGGCAUCCAAUUCACUGUCAGGGCCAAUACCAUCUGAAAUCGGGAGCUUAAUAAACGUGAAUUAUUUAGAUUUCAGCAUGAACAAAUUGUCCGGUGAAAUCCCUAUCACUCUCAGUGAGUGUCAAGUGCUGGAGGAACUUUAUCUUGGUGGAAAUUUCUUUCAAGGAAGUAUUCCUUCUUCUUUAGCCUCGUUAAGAGGCAUCCAGAAGCUCGAUUUUUCAAAAAAUUACUUGUCGGGAAAAAUACCUCUUUUCUUACAAGAUUUUCAUGGCCUAGACUAUUUGAAUCUGUCCUUCAAUAACUUUGAAGGUGAAGUGCCACUACUUGGUGUGUUUGCAAAUGCAAGUGCAGUUUCAGUUAUUGGAAAUAGUAAGCUUUGUGGAGGAAACCCAGGAAUGCAUCUGCCAGCUUGCCCUUCUGAACCCCUUAACAAGAAACAUCACUCGCGUACAGUAAUAGUGAUCUGCGGGAGUACUGUUUCAUUUAUAUUUGUGAUUCUUCUUUUCUGUUUCCUCGUAGUCCGAUGCCGUCGAAAAGGUUCAAGAAGAAAAUCUCUUGACUCAUCACCCACAAUCGAGCAAAAUGUGAAGGUCACUUAUGGUGAUCUAGUGAGAGCCACAGAUGGAUUUUCUGAGGGCAAUAUGAUUGGGACUGGUAGUUUUGGUACAGUAUAUAAAGGACUACUCGAUGGUGAAAGUAGGAAAGUUGUUGCUGUAAAGGUAUUGAACCUUCAAAUACAAGGAGCAUCGAGGACAUUUAUAGCAGAAUGUGAUGCUGUGAAAAACAUCCGGCAUCGGAAUCUUCUCAAGAUCCUUACAGUAUGUUCAAGUGCAGAUUUCAAAGGUAAUGACUUCAAAGCUGUAGUUUUUGAGUUCAUGGAAAAUGGAAGUUUAGAUUAUUGGUUGCAUCCCAAAGCAAAUGAGCAGUCCAAACCAAAGAAAUUGGACCUUACGGCAAGGUUAGAUAUAGCUAUUGACGUAGCUUAUGCUUUGGAUUAUCUCCACCAUCAAUGUGGCAAACCAAUUGUUCACUGUGAUCUGAAGCCAAGCAACAUUCUUCUGGAUGAUAAUAUUACUGCUCAUGUUGGUGAUUUUCUCGAAAAGGUUACCUCUCAGUACUCAACAAGUUCAGCUGGUCUCAGAGGAACUAUCGGGUAUAUUGCUCCAGAGUACGGAAUGGGGAAUGAAGUUUCAACUUGUGGAGAUGUGUAUAGCUAUGGGAUCCUUUUACUGGAAAUGUUUACAGGAAAGAGACCCACUGAUGAUACGUUUGUAGGAGGUCUUACUCUUCCUAUGUUUGUGAAUAUGGCAUUUCCUGAACAAAUCACAGAUGUCAUUGACGCUCAUUUGCUCACACCAAGUGAUGAUGCUGAAAGCAUGAAUUAUGCAAGAGCAACCAACUGCAUGGCUUCAAUUCUUAGAAUUGGUAUCUCUUGCUCAAAUGAAUUACCAGCAGAGAGAAUGGAGACGGACAAAAUCCUCGAGGAACUGCAUAUUGUUAGAGAUAUGUUCAUGAGGAAUGGAAAUUAUGGGGAGAGACAGAGAGUACUGCAGAGUGGUGAAGGUCCAUCUACAAAUAUUCACUGACAAACAUUGGACUAGCAUUGUCUGCUCGAGCAAACUACUAUAGAGGAAUGGAGAUAGAGAAUGUAUUGAAGCAGGCAAAUGGUAUCAGGAACAUAGAGAUUUAUAGCGACAAUAAGAGAGAUGAACUUUUUUUAUAUAUGUCCUCAUAGUGGUUUCUUUGUAAUCAGUAGAUUUGGAUUGUUUGGAAGUAUACAUUUAUCUAUUAUUCUAAAUCUUUUCCCGGUUGUUUCUCCUGUAACCCUUUUUGUUCUAUGAAUGGCCUUUUAUA
Messenger RNA from Asparagus officinalis (garden asparagus), 3686 nucleotides. RefSeq names its product receptor kinase-like protein Xa21. Gene Ontology annotation, molecular function: protein kinase activity; ATP binding; receptor serine/threonine kinase binding. Lineage: Eukaryota; Viridiplantae; Streptophyta; Magnoliopsida; Asparagales; Asparagaceae. The record is from RefSeq and is a predicted model, not a curated record. Gene Ontology annotation, biological process: protein phosphorylation.